CUGAGAAGUACCCAAACGCCCAAAAUUCCAUCGAGACUCAAAGAAGUUGAAUAUGAACAGUAGUAACACUUUGUGAAUAUAACGUGUCAUUACAGCAUUUGGAUACCUCGAUAACAGUCUUUAUGAAGAUGAGGAAAAGAAUAAGUUGAAGUAUAUAUACGGUUGCAAUUACAAUACAAACAGAAGCUAUCAAUAUGAAAAGCACGUAACUUGAGCGACUUCUGAAGGACCUUCGCCAUUUGCAACUUCGAAAUUCGGUAGUUUGGUCUCUGUUUGCCAGUAGUUAAACUUGUUUGCGAUUCAAUCACAUUUAGAGUAUAGCGAGCCGUCCCUAUUAUCUAAAAUGUAUACCGGUGUUAGUUUACGGAAGGGAACUAAUAACAACAUUCAAAAAGAAUAGCUGCGCUAAAAGCGGUGACAAUUUCCCUGCCUCAGAGCAAGCACAUUUCUAAAUACAAGUUUACAAUGCAAUACUUGAAUCACAAGGAAGCCCUUUAAGUUCAGGAUGAACAUAUUCCGAAGUAAAACAGCUGAAAACUUAUUUAUUUUUUAAAGGAUUAUCAUUCCUCAAGAUUCGCGACUGCUUCAAUGUCUGUUUAAUUAAUGUUCUCUAUAGCAACUUUUCUUUCGUGUUCUCUGGAAACUCUUAAGGAAAGGUGAUAAACACCUAUUCUUGGACAAUCGAAAACUCAGGUAGACCUUCUAUCGGGAAAGGAGCAGGAUAGCGCUCAUCGGAUGUUAAACUUGGUUCAAAAGUCCUUGACCAAAAUUUUAUAAGGAUGUAAUAUGCGUAAUGGUUUAGCCAUGUAUGGUUAUCUAAAUCUCUAUUUCGAAAUAACCAUGUACAAGUUCUUCAAUAUCCUGCCAUCUAUGAGUGUAAGUCUCUUGCGAUAACUUUGUCUGUUUAGUAGUGACAGGAUUUAUGUUUAAUAAACGUGUUAUUAGUCGAAUAAUUCUUAUGGAGAUAUAAAAGGCUAGUAGCAAUAAGUGUUUGAUUGCUAUUGCUUGAAUCAAGACUAAUUUUAACAAAAGAAUCCUCUCUUAUUCUCAUCUUUAGGUCUUCUUAUGCACAUCUUUAGCUUCAUGUUGCUACCGAGGUUUUAUGCCUGAUUAUAAUAGGAAUUAGACUUUGAAAAAGAAGAAUCGAAAGGACGAAUCGACUAUCAAAAUCGUAGGUAAGGUUGAAGAAAAUUUUGAAAAUGAGGCGAACCGAUAAAUAAUUUUGAAGCAUCUCACCAUGAUGGAUCUUGCUGGUAUCAUCAAUCUUGGACUGCUUGGAUGGGGUGGUGCACUUGCAUCUGUAUUGAUUGGAGUUUCAAGAUUCGAAUUAUAGCAUUUAGUAUGAUGAGGCUUCUAGAAAUUAUAUUUAACUGGAAGAGUUUUUUUAAAACUGUCAGAUCGAAUGGUGAUAAAGCAUUCAGGGUUGUAGGCUAAUACUACUUUAUGAAUUGGACACCCCCUGUUGACGAAUGAAUAUAACCCAUUAGCAAUAUUUUUUAUUUUGGAGCAGGAAGUUGCGGAUAUGGAGCUACUUUGCUUUGCUUUUUUGCCUUUUUGUGUUAUUGCAGUUAUAAGAGUAGAAGCUCCUGAUGAAACUGAGUAUUUACAUGCUCUGUCAAAAUUUUAGUUCUUGUGAUACUUUAUCUUUUCGAUUAUUUUCGCAGCAGAUGGUCUAGUAUAUCAGAAAAUAGCAUUGGAUAGGUACUGGCACAAUCCUGCAGAUGCUCUUCAUAAAUUCGAGGUGUAGCCUCCGUUUUACCUAUCGUUCUUCUUUUUAUUAUGUUUGUAAAUCUAUGAAUGUAGCUGUUACACAGAGAAAGAAUCCUGAAAUCGCGGUACUACACGCUAUCCGGCAUAAAUUUUGGAGGAUUCUUAUCAUGUGCGUUGGAUAAGUAUUUCUUCUGGACCAGCUUGUUAUUCUUCUACUUCGCCAGAUUCUUCCGGAAAUACCAACUGUGAUUUUAAAAAUCCAACGACAAAAGCGAAUUAACUGGAUGCAAUGGAGCAGCUUAUUCAACUUAUUCCUUUUCUUUUAUAUCAAUUAUUAAGUAAAAAAGUUGAGACUUACAUUAGGUUGUGUAUAAGUUAUAUCUCUUUAUGGCUCACAAACAAAAAGCACCUCACAUCUUGUGCUAUUUGAAAGAACGCGGAGUACCAGUUUAUGCGAUCGAUUUAGUAAUUUAUUUUGUUUGUUGGAAUUGGUGAAUGUUGAGUCAGAAAGCGUACGACUAUAAUAUGAAUAAAAGCGGCGUCUCAGCUUUUUUGGUUUGGUUUGGUUUUGCAGCUAUUGUUUUUUUGACAUGAAAUCGAGACUGAACUACACUAACUCUACACAUUGUAGCUUGAUUUGUUGAUUCUUACAUUCUUCUUUCUUUAUACCCUAUCAUUUAUGUUACGUCGAAUUGCUUGCGAACAUCCGGUUUUAGAGUUCUUCCAAAUUGACCUUAGCGUGAGCCGGAGCCCUAAACCUCGAGAAAAAUCCUGGAUGGAAAACAAUGAGAAGUCAUUGAAAUAAAUAUCUCUAAUGUUAUACUGAAAAGUGUGGAAUACAUCGAUGAUUUUGUUUUUGUGCUUGGCACAAUAUAAAUAAUAAUUUUAAGAGGGUUCCUGAUUAAAUUUUUCAUAGUUGUUUUUCAAUAUAAGACAAUAAAGUUAUAUCUGUUAAUUGAUCCCAUAUCAACAAAAGAUGAAUUUCAAUUUCCACCAGCUUUUUUUAAACAAGAACAAGAAUAAUGAUGGUUGAC
Messenger RNA from Schizosaccharomyces octosporus yFS286, 2744 nucleotides. RefSeq lists its product as uncharacterized. NCBI's taxonomy places the organism in Eukaryota, Fungi, Ascomycota, Schizosaccharomycetes, Schizosaccharomycetales, Schizosaccharomycetaceae. The transcript has a single exon. Bases 1722 to 1892 code for a protein of 56 amino acids. The record is from RefSeq and is a predicted model, not a curated record.